This is a messenger RNA of Notolabrus celidotus (New Zealand spotty), 3739 nucleotides long. RefSeq names its product 3-hydroxy-3-methylglutaryl-CoA reductase a (gene hmgcra). Lineage: Eukaryota; Metazoa; Chordata; Actinopteri; Labriformes; Labridae. Gene Ontology annotation, cellular component: peroxisomal membrane; endoplasmic reticulum membrane. Gene Ontology annotation, biological process: coenzyme A metabolic process; sterol biosynthetic process; isoprenoid biosynthetic process. Bases 157 to 2814 code for a protein of 885 amino acids. Gene Ontology annotation, molecular function: protein binding; NADP binding; hydroxymethylglutaryl-CoA reductase (NADPH) activity. The transcript is spliced from 20 exons. The record is from RefSeq and is a predicted model, not a curated record.
AGAAGCGUGCCAUCGUUCCAUCGGUCCUGGUCCUGAUGAGCCGCUGAACGAAGCCGGCUGUCUGAGCUCCGCACCGGGACUGGGACCACAACUCACCCUCACUCCUCUUCCUCUUCUUCCUCCGUUUUCUCCUCAUCAGUCAAGCUCCUCUGCACCAUGCUGACCCGUCUGUUCCGCAUGCACGGCCUCCUGGUGGCCUCCCACCCCUGGGAGGUGAUCGUUGGCACGGUAACGCUCACCAUCUGCAUGAUGUCCAUGAACAUGUUCACCGGGAACGACCAGAUCUGUGGCUGGAACUUUGACUGCCCUAAAACAGAGGAGCAAAUCCUGAGCAGUGACAUCAUCAUCCUCACCAUCACACGCUGCAUCGCCAUCGUCUACAUUUACUUCCAGUUUCAGAACCUCAGACAGCUCGGAUCCAAAUAUAUUCUGGGCAUCGCCGGACUCUUCACCAUCUUCUCCAGCUUUGUUUUCAGCACGGUGGUCAUUCACUUCCUGGAUAAAGAGCUCACCGGCCUGAACGAGGCCCUGCCCUUCUUCCUGCUCCUCAUCGACCUCUCCAAAGCCUGUGCGCUCGCCAAGUUCGCUCUGAGCUCCAGCUCUCAGGAUGAGGUGAGGGACAACAUCGCUCGCGGCAUGGCGGUGCUGGGGCCGACCUUCACUCUGGACGCUCUGGUGGAGUGUUUGGUGAUCGGAGUGGGGACCAUGUCAGGUGUGCGUCAGCUGGAGAUCAUGUGCUGCUUCGGCUGCAUGUCCGUGCUGGCAAACUACUUUGUGUUCAUGACGUUCUUCCCUGCGUGCGUCUCCCUGGUGCUGGAGCUGUCCCGGGAGAGUCAGGAGGGUCAUCCCAUCUGGCAGCUGAGCCACUUCUCCAGAGUGAUGGAGGAGGAGGACAACAAACCCAACCCUGUGACGCAGAGAGUCAAGAUGAUCAUGUCUCUGGGUCUGGUGAUGGUUCACGCUCACAGCCGCUGGAUCGCCGAGCCGCUCUCCAUCAACACCACGGUGGACAUCCCACAGGUGGGCAUCCAGCUGGACCAACUCUCACCCAGGAGGAUCGAACCUGAGACUCCACUGUGGCACUUCUACCUGACCAGGAUGUUCACCAUGGACGUGGAGCAGGUGAUCUGUCUGCUGCUGGCUCUCAUGCUCGCCAUCAAGUACAUCUUCUUUGAGCAGGUGGAGAUGGAGUCCACUCUCUCACUGAAGAAUCCCAUCAUGUCUGCCCCCACCCUGACCCCCCGACGGCCCGUUGACACCUGCUGCAGGAAGGAAACACCUGCACCCCGCCCCCCUACCCCAGCCCAGAGUGCACCUGCUCCCACACCCUCCACCCAGGCGGAGAAAGACGAGGUGAUCCGGCCCUUGUCCGCCCCGUCUGCUGAUCCUAAAGUGAAGAGUGCCUUUGUCGUGGGGGAGGAAGAGAAGGAGCUCAAGUCAGAGAGCGAUGUGCUGACCGUCAGCACGAAACCCAGAGAGCUGGAGAAGUGUGUGUCCAUCCUCAACGACCCAGAGCUGGGUCCUCGUUUCCUGAGUGACGCUGAGGUCAUGCUGCUGGUGAACUCCAAACACAUCCCCGCCUACAAACUGGAGGCCAUGAUGGAGAGACCGGAGAGGGGCGUGGCCAUACGCAGAGAGAUGAUCUCUGCCAAGCUGCCCUCACCCUCAGCUCUGUCCUCACUGCCAUACACUGAUUACGACUACUCCAAGGUGAUGGGGACCUGCUGUGAGAACGUGAUUGGCUACAUGCCCAUACCUGUGGGCGUGGCCGGACCGCUGCACCUGGAUGGGCAGCAGUUCCAGGUUCCCAUGGCGACCACUGAGGGAUGCCUGGUGGCGAGCACCAACCGCGGCUGUCGGGCCAUCGCGCUUGGGGGCGGAGCCAACAGUCGCAUCCUGGCGGACAGCAUGACUCGAGGACCCGUGGUCAAGCUGCCGUCUGCCUGUCAGGCUGCAGAGGUCAAAGCCUGGCUGGAGAGCAGCGACGGCUUCCAGAGCAUCAAAGCUGCUUUUGACAACACAAGCAGGUUUGCUCGGCUCCAGAAGCUGCUGGUCGGUUUGGCAGGAAGAAAUCUCUACAUCCGCUUCCACUCCAAGACCGGGGACGCCAUGGGGAUGAAUAUGAUCUCCAAGGGCACAGAGCAGGCUCUCAGCAGGCUGCAGCAUGAAUUCCCUGAGCUGCAGGUCGUGGCCAUCAGCGGCAACUUCUGCACCGACAAGAAACCAGCCGCCAUCAACUGGAUUGAAGGACGGGGGAAGUCUGUGGUCUGCGAGGCCACCAUCCCCGCCAAAGUGGUCAGAGAGGUGUUGAAGACGUCGACGGCCGCUCUGGUGGAGGUGAACAUCAGUAAGAACCUGGUGGGCUCUGCCAUGGCGGGAAGCAUUGGAGGUUACAACGCACACGCAGCUAACCUGGUGGCUGCCAUUUACAUCGCCUGUGGACAGGACCCAGCUCAGUCCGUUGGCAGCAGCAACUGCAUCACUCUGAUGGAGGCGUCUGGACCCACAGGAGAGGACCUGUACAUCACCUGCACCAUGCCCUCGAUAGAGCUGGGGACUGUGGGAGGGGGCACCAACCUGCCCCCUCAACAAGCCUGCCUCCAGAUGCUGGGCGUGCAGGGAGCCAAUCAGGACUGUCCGGGUGAGAACGCCCGUCAGCUGGCCCGGGUCGUCUGUGGGACCGUCCUGGCUGGAGAGCUCUCACUGAUGGCUGCUCUGGCUGCUGGACACCUGGUCAAGAGUCACAUGACACACAACAGAUCGAAGGUGAACCUGCAGGAGACUCCAGGGACCUGCACCAAGAAAGCAUCCUGAGCCUGAGAGCAGCGAGGAGAGGUCCCCCAUCUGAAAGAGACUAAUCAAUAAUCAAUGAAACAAACCUCUGACGUCUUCAAAGUGCUUUCAAAGAGACACGCCGGCGUCCUCGGACCACACUCAGUGCUGGACAUGAAGAGGACCCGAUCAUAUUUAACGGUGGAAGUUAAUUCUCUUUCUCUUGUAUCGCUGAGCAGCUGAAUCCUCCCUCUCUUUGUCUCAGACGCUCUCUUCUCUCAGUUUCUGCUGCCUGUUGCCAAAUGAAGCUUUGUGAAACCAUCUCAUGGAGAAUGUUUGAAUGUGUGCAGCUGAACAGGAACAUGUCUGACGCUGCAUCUUUCAGUGUAGUCAGUGUUUGUUAGCUUGCUGCCUCUCAGCUCAGCAGACUUUAAUCAUGAGCGGAAACUAAAACCAUCAAAACCAUCACACACAGAGCGAUGAUCUGGAUCCAUGAGGCACUUCACCCUCAGGCUGCAGCCUCUCUCUCUCAGGCCGAGUCUCACCUGCUUGUUCAGGUGCUUUAAUAAGAAGGGUGAUACAGGAGGCUGCCGGUGUCAGGACUACUGUUCAUGUUUAGAUUCAAAAUGAGCAUGAAGACAGACCUCUGUCUCCAGAACCAAAGGACAGAACUGUGAAGGCCCGUUUACUGCAGAGACACGAGUGUGUGUGUGUGUGUGUGUGUGUGUGUGUGUGUGUGUGUGUGUGUGUGUGUGUGUGUGUGUGUGUGUGUGCGUGCGUGCGUGCGUGCGUGCGUGCGUGCGUGCGUGCGUGUGUGUGUGUGAGGUGACUUCUGAACAAGUCUGAAGGAACAUGCAUCAAUGACGCUUUUCAACUUUGUGGUAAUGUCCUAAAAAAAAUGAAUUCAGCCAUGAAAAUACAUUUUUUCAUUUUGGAUAUAUUUUGUAAUAAAUACAAAAGAACUUUA